AUGGGGGACAAGAGCCGGCCCCUCGACCAAUGUAGCAAGAAUGAGUUGGGGGAGGGUGAUGGCCUCCGGCAAAUGCCGUGUUGUGUGGCUGUGCCUGCGGCCCACAGUGGGCCAGAACCUGGCCCAGGGUCCGGGGCCUGAGGGCCCCAGGUCUCCGCAUUUUCUCAGUGGACAGAGAACCAGCCGGUGGGCAGGAAGGGAAUUUCCUGAAACUCAGCGGAUCAGAAAUGUCUGGUUGACAGCAGGGAGCGGGUCGAGCAUGCAGUCGCCAGCAGAGAAGGAGGCCGGGCUCCGGGGCCCGCGGGAGCGAACCGGAAAGGGGUCCCUUGAGGAACGCGCCCGGGGGGCGCCCGCGGCGCAGCCCCCCAAGCCAGGGUGGGCCCUGACGCUGGAGGAGCUGGCGGCCAUGAGCCCCGCGCAGCGUCACCGCCACCUGCUCUUCGGUGACCAGCUUGAGGACGUGGGCGCGGCCGCCUCUAUCUUCCCGCGCGAGUCAGUGGAGCUGGGGAGCCGUAUGCCCGACCCGCGUGCGUGGACGCAGUCACCGGAGCCGCCCGGCGUGCGCCAGGACCGGCUCCUCGGCGUCCUCAAGGCAGCCGAGGCCCGGGGACGAAUCCGCGCCUUGCGGCUGCGCUACAUCCGCAUGCGGGCGGAGGAGAUCUCGCUCCUCACCUGGCAGCAGAAGUCCGCGCGCGCCGCCAUCCGGCUGGAGCUGUUCCUACCGCCGCAGCUGAAGCCCACGCGGAUCCCGGACCCCCUGGAUCGUCAAGAGAGGAGGCGCGUGGAGACCAUCCUGGAGGAGAAAGUUGACGGCAGCGUCUUCCCACGUUGACGCGGCCCCACCCUUCCACAUAAAGUUCUCACGGUUCAA
Molecule: messenger RNA, 871 nt
Organism: Panthera uncia (snow leopard)
Lineage: Eukaryota; Metazoa; Chordata; Mammalia; Carnivora; Felidae
Gene: LKAAEAR1
Product: LKAAEAR motif containing 1
Exons: 5
Coding region: 41-832 (263 amino acids)
Source: RefSeq, a predicted model, not a curated record